Messenger RNA from Ruditapes philippinarum (Manila clam), 803 nucleotides. RefSeq lists its product as uncharacterized. Bases 81 to 788 code for a protein of 235 amino acids. The transcript is spliced from 4 exons. The record is from RefSeq and is a predicted model, not a curated record. Gene Ontology annotation, molecular function: protein binding. NCBI's taxonomy places the organism in Eukaryota, Metazoa, Mollusca, Bivalvia, Venerida, Veneridae.
AUUUUGUAAAAAGGCUUUAUAAGGCAAUUCCUGUGGAACCGGCAACAGAAAGCUAGGAACGAUCUUCUGACUUGAAAAACAUGUCAAGGCAGGCAAAGCGGAAGCAUGAGGACAUUUCUUCUAAUGAUUACACAGUUUGUAUUGAAUCUGCGGACAAACUGGCUGGAGCAUGUAGAGCCAUAAUUGGUUUUAAACUUCUUGGAAACGGCAUAGAGGGAGACGAGGAUGAAUUGUGCGUAGCGGAAUUUCCUGAGAAUUUUAUCAGAGGACAUCAAAAUAGUUUCAAGAUAGACGAACCAAAGAUCAAAGACGUUGACAGUAUAAAGAUUCGUGGAGACGCUAUGGUAGGAGAAAAUGGUUGGAACGUAGAUAGGAUUAUUGUAACCAACAACCGAACCGGGAUAAGAAAGGUGUUUCCAAUGUUCACGUCUAUUGUUAGAAACACUGAAUAUACAUUUUAUGCCAACGAUGUGUCUUUGCCACAAACGCCAUUCAGAAAAAGGGAAAUACAGGAUGAACUUGAUGAAAUGAAAAAGAAUUAUAAACUUACAACCGAUCGAUUACCCGGAGGACCUCCACUAAUAAAAACGAUGCCUAGUCACGAAAAGUUCUCUUUUAUCGAUAAAGCUAGCUUGGGUGUUAAAUUAUUUGCUUUAACAUUUGAUGCCGACCUGCAACUUUCAAAACACGGCAAAGGCGCUUUUCAUUCCAUUGACGAUAUUAAACGUGUAUACGGACCUUUAUUUCCCGAGCCGCGAAAUAUUAACAGGUACGUUCAAAGUAUUUGAAUUUUAUGCGAUUGC